Funneliformis mosseae is the source of this 1026-nucleotide messenger RNA. NCBI's taxonomy places the organism in Eukaryota, Fungi, Glomeromycota, Glomeromycetes, Glomerales, Glomeraceae. The record is from the annotation of a GenBank genome assembly.
AUGAUUCUUUCUAUAGAUUUUUUCAUUCGCAUUUUAUCUCUCUCAUUUUUUCAUCCCUCAUUUGUUCUUAUAUUCCUUCCGUAUCUAUACGCUCAAGGCUAUGGGUUCACUACUUCAGAAUUUUUAUGGAGUAGUUUAUACGCGGGCAUUGUGUGUUUCUUCUGGUUUUUGGGUUAUUUAAGUUUAAAGAGUAGAAACGGCUUGAAGAGUACCAAAAUUAACUGGGAUGACGAGAUAGUGGUUGUGACUGGAGGCUCUGGUGGCGUUGGUGGUCUUUUAGCCGAAACAUUGGCGAUCAGAAACGUGACGGUGAUCAUAUUAGACGUUAAACCUCCUGAGAAUGAGCAUGUUAAUAUUGAAUACUUUAAAUGUGAUGUAUCAAAUUAUGAAGAGGUUCAGCGCGUUGGUAAAGAAAUAAUAGAAGAGUUUGGCAACCCAACAAUACUUGUAAACAAUGCAGCCAUCGUUAGAGGGAAAACCAUUCUUGAAGGAUCAGUACGCGAUAUCACGGAUACUAUAAAUACAAACUUGCUAUCUUCUUUUUGGACCACAAAAGUUUUUUUACCGGAUAUGAUUGAGAAUAAUCACGGUCAUAUUGUAACGGUAGCAUCUUCAAUUGGAUUUAGUGGAUUGCCUCAAUUGGCCGAUUAUUGUGCAAGUAAAGCUGCUUUGAUUAGUUUUCACGAAUCACUUCGUUAUGAAUUGGAUACACGAUACAAUGCCAAACAAGUUCGCACAACUCUUUUAUGUCCUGGUGAAAUAGAUACCGGACUAUUUGAUGGAGUCGAAUUUCCGUUUCCGUUUAUUACGCCUCGUUUAGCACCAUUAGAUGUGGUAAAACCUAUCAUUACUGCGUUAGAUAAAAAUGAAGGACAUGUCAUCUUCAAACCUUACUUUGUUUAUUUGAUGCCUUUAUUGAGAUUCCUUCCAUCAUUCAUACAGGAUCUCGUUCACAAGUUUUCUGGGGCUAAUGAUGGAAUGAAAACAUGGAGAGGUAAACAAAAUGACUCUAAAAAAGAUCAAUGA